AUUCAUCAACACACAGACACAGCAGAGACCACUCGGUCACUAGCCUUGAGAUCCAAAGAGAGGAAAGCAACAGAGAGCAAGCAGCGAGCUUGCGGGAGCAGCAGCAGCAAUGGCGACGGGUCGCCUCUCUUCUUCCUGCUGCCUUCUCCUCGCCGUGCUCAUGUUGGGGGCGGUGGCGGCGGCCACCGCCUUCGACGAGGCCGCCGCGGCUGCCGGCGUCGGGCUGGGUCACGGCGCACGUUUCGCCCGCAAGCCUGGACGUGCUGCUGCCGAGAAGCCGGAGCCCCAGCCUCUGCCACAACCCAAGCCUGAACCUAAACCGGAGCCUAAACCCGAACCGAAACCAGAGCCCAUGCCGCAUCCGGAGCCCAAGCCCGAACCAAAACCAGAGCCCAUGCCGCAUCCAGAGCCUAAACCCGAACCGAAACCAGAGCCCAUGCCGCAUCCGGAGCCUAAACCCGAACCGAAACCGGAGCCCAUGCCGCAUCCGGAGCCUAAACCCGAACCGAAACCGGAGCCUAUGCCACAUCCGGAGCCCAAACCUGAACCCAAACCGGAGCCCAUGCCGCAUCCAGAGCCUAAACCUGAACCCAAACCAAAGCCGGAACCAAAGCCAAUGCCACAUCCCGAGCCAAAACGUGAGCCUCACCCUAAGCCCAUGCCCAAACCAGAACCCAAGCCGGAGCCUAAACCUGAACCGAAGCCAAAGCCGGAGCCAAAGCCAAAGCCGGAGCCUAAGCCCGAGCCAAAACCCAUGCCCGAGCCUAAGCCAGAGCCAAAGCCGGAGCCUAAGCCUGAGCCAAAGCCCAUGCCCGAGCCCAAGCCUGAGCCAAAGCCCAUGCCCGAGCCCAAGCCGGAACCUAAGCCGCAGCCAAAACCCAUGCCGCAGCCAAAACCGAAGCCGGAGCCAAAGCCGGAGCCGAAACCGGAACCAAAGCCCGAACCGAAGCCAGACCCACCUCACUUCCCACCUGCAGCUGACAACUGACGAAGUGGCCGCUAGCUAUUUCGUAUGACGUUGCAGAGUAGUAUGGUAGCAUCUGAAUAAAACCGGCUGGACCGGUAGAUUGGUGCUUGCUGCUGCUUGAUGUACCCAUUCUUUCUUUCCAUUGUAUUGAGCUGAGUACAUUAUCAUCAGUGCAGCUUAAUUUGUUCUUUGUACAUGCGUGCGACUUGUUGCUACACAUCUUUGGUGCCAUGCUUGUAA
Molecule: messenger RNA, 1207 nt
Organism: Panicum hallii
Lineage: Eukaryota; Viridiplantae; Streptophyta; Magnoliopsida; Poales; Poaceae
Product: protein TsetseEP-like
Exons: 1
Coding region: 110-988 (292 amino acids)
Source: RefSeq, a predicted model, not a curated record